CAGUAACCAAAAAAAAUGCAUCACAACAUUUUAACCGAUUUACCAUCCAUCCCAACAAUCCCUUCACCUGCUCCUUUGCAUAUAGGUAUAACUACAAGGGUAAUGGCAAGAAGGCAAUCUCUUCAAAAAGGAAAAAGUGCCCUAGAUGUAGAUCAAGUGACUUAUUAUUACAGUAGGUAUAGGAAUAUAACUUGGUGCUAGUGGAACUUUUUAGAACCGACAACGUUCCUCGCUAUUUCUAACUGGUACUCAAAUACCAAAUUCGGUAAUCAGAUUUGAAAUGGAGAACCAUGCUAAAUCUCAGACCGAUUUCAACAUGAGAAGAAGUGAGAGGGACGAACUUGUACAACAGUUAAUAAAAUCCUUACAACAAAUGCAGAAUUCUCGGUCUGUAUCAGGCUCGCUUGAUAGUUCAAAUAGUGACCGUGCGUCUUCAAAUUUCACCAAGGAAUCACAAAGUUUGACGCAAGAAAUAGAAUCUAGAUAUAAGGGGAAUGCGAGUAGUUGCCUGAUCGUGCAAGAUCCAGAAAAUUCAAAAAGAGAUUUGUGGCCUGAACUAAAGAAACAACGACGAAUAUCGUGCAGAACUACAAUAUUAGCUCCGUUGAAUGGAGAAAGACAACCCACGUAUGAGUCCAUACAAAAUGCAAUCCUGAAUUCGGCUGUCCUUAAAGAUAUAUUAUAUGUCGAUUACGUUGAAGAACAGAGAUUUAAAAAUGCGUAUUUGGGAAUAUCUCAAGGGAGACCAAUCACUACCUCUGCAGUUCCAUCUUUAAAGAAAGUAAACGUUUCAUCCCAAAAUAGCCGUGAAACAAACUUAACAAAAAAGAAACGAACAGCUACCAAAGCAUCACAUACAAAGUUACAGGCUAAAAAGUCUGUUGUUAAAAGAAAAUAAAUUUGGAACAAUACAAACGAUUGCCUCACUCUGUAUAUCAAGUAGUGGUUUGCUAGCCACUAAUUGGCAUGGCGCAAAACAUAACCCGUUGAUGGUUGAUGGUCUGUGACAUAACCUAAAACCUUAUUUAGAUAUUUAGUUAUUUACAAUGUUUAGAAUAUUACGUUGCUGUAGACUUGGAGUAAAUUUAAUUGACUCUGUGAUUAAAGAUAGUAGCUGUAAACCUCUUAAGUACAGACAAAUUCCAAACUUUACUUUUAAAAUUAAGAAUUAUACGAACUCCGUAACAGUAACUCCCUCUUUAGAAGCGGAAAAUUCGGAUGAACCCAAUGUGUCCGAAAUAGUGGGCGAUGACGAGGAAUUGGCACAUAAGUUACGUGUACUAAUCUUGGAGGCGGAAGUCUUCCGACAAGAAGGUAAAGGCGUACCGGACAAUUCAUCAAUCAAAAAUGAGCAAUGGAAGUAUUUGCUGACGUUACCCUCGAUAUCAGCUAGAAGAAAGUAUUUAGAGUUCUUGUAUAAAGUUGAAAAGAAAAAGGAGAAUCGUCAGAGAAAAAAGGAAGACAAACGCAUUGAGUGGGAGGCAAGUGAGAAACCCAAACGGGAUCGUGAGGAUGUGAUGAACUACAAUUUGGGAGGCAAUCAUUUUAUGUUACGUAUCUAUGACACAACAAUGAAUCAGAUGUAUAACAAUCGACUGAUUCAAGCCAUGCAGUUUGGCCAGAAAAUGGUGGUCGAUUGCGGUUUUGGUCAGAAUAUGACACCUAGAGAGAACGCCAACUGUGCUAAACAGUUGAUGCUGCUGUUUGCCGAAAAUAGAGGGAGUGAUGAUCCCUUUGAUUUACAUUACUGCAACACUGUACGAAAUAGCAGUCUUAUGAACGGCUUGAAUAAGUUUAUCACAACGAUGUAUGAGCCUUGGUUUCCAUUACAUUUGCACGAAGAAUCUUAUUUAGAUGUUUUUCCCAAAGAACAACUAGUAUAUCUCACACCACACUGUAAAGAUGUGUUAAAAACAUACAGUCAUGACGAUAUUUAUAUUAUUGGUGGUAUUGUUGAUAAGGUCAAUAAUGAGCCACUAUCACUUGCAAAAGCAAAAAAGGAAGGUCUGCGAAUGGCAAAAUUGCCGUUAGAUUAUUACUUAGACUGGGGUUCAGGUUCGGGCAAAUCGUUGACAAUUAAUCAAGUUUUAUCAAUUCUUGUCGAUGUUAAAGCAACAGGUGAUUGGAAACAUGCCCUAAGACAUGUACCAAGAAGAAAAUUAGCUAACUAUUUCGAGGAGGUCGCGCCAAGGAAAUUAUUUAAUGUUGCACAAGGCAAUUAUCCUGACAAGCCGAAACAUAAAUUUAACAAAGAUUAUAAGUACAGUAAAGAUUUUGAUAAUCUGAAGUAUUUAAGUAGAGUGUCAAAUAUAAAGCGGUACAAGUAGA
This is a messenger RNA of Photinus pyralis (common eastern firefly), 2328 nucleotides long. It is a transcript of the gene rswl, whose product is annotated as mitochondrial ribonuclease P protein 1 homolog. The record is from RefSeq and is a predicted model, not a curated record. Gene Ontology annotation, biological process: positive regulation of mitochondrial translation; mitochondrial tRNA 5'-end processing. The transcript has 9 exons. Gene Ontology annotation, molecular function: tRNA binding. Lineage: Eukaryota; Metazoa; Arthropoda; Insecta; Coleoptera; Lampyridae. The coding region runs from base 1047 to 2327 and encodes 426 amino acids. Gene Ontology annotation, cellular component: mitochondrion; nucleoplasm; nucleus.